Messenger RNA from Aethina tumida (small hive beetle), 1338 nucleotides. RefSeq names its product histone-lysine N-methyltransferase, H3 lysine-79 specific-like. The coding region runs from base 1 to 1338 and encodes 445 amino acids. The transcript has a single exon. Gene Ontology annotation, molecular function: catalytic activity. The record is from RefSeq and is a predicted model, not a curated record. NCBI's taxonomy places the organism in Eukaryota, Metazoa, Arthropoda, Insecta, Coleoptera, Nitidulidae.
AUGAUAAAUGCGGGGAAGGGAAGGGAGGCGAUGGACCUGUUUGUUAAGAAAUUUAGGGAUGAUAAAAUCGACGUAGGAUUAGUACAAGAAGGGUAUCACGGAGGAAUCAAGGUAGAAGGGUACAAUACAUAUAGAAGCAGAAAUGGAAAAGUUGAUAUAUUAAUAAAAAGUACAGGAAUUAUAUAUAGAAUGAAUGAGAAAUGGAUCGGAAAAAGUGGGGUUAUGAUAUGCUUGGACGGGGGAGGCACAAAAAUAUGGGUUCUGAACAUUUUUGACGAGCCGCAAAGGACAGAAAGGGAAAGGGAAAGUAAAUGGGACCAGGAGGUGAGAAAGAUAAUAGGAAAGGAAGGAAUACAUAUCAUAGCGGGGGAUCUGAAUGCAAAAAAUGAGACAUGGUGUGAGAUGGUUAAUAAUGCAAGGGGGAGAAGACUACAGGAUUGGAUAAUAGAAAAUGGAUACAACAUAGUAGAAAGUGAAGGAGGUGAGCCAACUUUCAAGAAUGCGAUGGAAGAAAGCUGGAUAGACCUAGUGAUAGCAAGAGGCACGGAAAUAGGAAAACUGAGGGUGUUACAGGAAGAAACCCUCAGCGACCACGAAUAUCUGAAAUGGGAAGUAAUGACUGACACAGAAAAGAAGAAGAAAAAGCAAUACUGGGAUGUAAAGAGAGCAAAUUGGGAAGAAUUCAGAAAAGAAAUUAGAAAAUGGAUAGAUAAUGAAGAAGAACAAUUGACAGAAAGAGUGAAACAAAUGCAAACUUGGACAGUAAGAGCGUGCAAGAAAGCUUUAAAAAUCAAGAAAGAUAAUAAGGAAAGACAGGAAUGGUGGAAUGCACAAUUAGAGGAGAGAAGGAGAAGAACGAGAAAUAAAAGAAGAGAGUAUCAAAACGAAAGAGAGAGGACACAAAGAGAGGUGAAGAAAAGAGAAUUCCUAACAGAACUCAAAGGAUUUAGAAAAGAGAUAAAAGAAGCUAAACUGAAACAAAUUGAAAAAGAACUAGAGGAAUUUAAAGAAGAUCCAUGGGGGAAAGCUUACAAAUUAGUAAAGAAAAAUAGGAAAGCAAUAAUAGAAAUAGAAACGGGGGACGAGGAGGAAUCGAAAGAAGACAGAGAAAAAGGGUUAGUGAAGAAAUACUUCCCAAAGAGAGUGAUUAAAGAAGAUUACCUAAUUAGAGAAACAGAAGAAAGCACAGAAAAUAGAAAGUUCACGAGAAAUGAAAUGAAAAGAGUAAUCAAGAAUAUGAAAAAGGGUAAAGCAACAGGGGAGGAUCGUAUUCCAAAUGAAUGCCUGGAAAUAUUAGAGGAGGAGAAGGGAAUGUUUAAAUAUUUACAACAGAUGUAA